Nicotiana tabacum (common tobacco) is the source of this 1708-nucleotide messenger RNA. RefSeq lists its product as uncharacterized. Lineage: Eukaryota; Viridiplantae; Streptophyta; Magnoliopsida; Solanales; Solanaceae. Gene Ontology annotation, cellular component: membrane. Gene Ontology annotation, biological process: protein targeting; intracellular protein transport. The record is from RefSeq and is a predicted model, not a curated record.
GCAACCCCUUCUUCAGUAGAAUUGUUGUAUACUUCAAAUUGUGCACUGUGUUGUAAUUAUUUGUUUUUGCUACCAAUAGUUGGUUAUUUUUAACUAGUUAAUUUGUAGCCUUGUUUGCUUCCCACACAGUAGCAAUUCAGUAUGUUUCUCUUGAAAAAGCGAAAGAAAUAAGGUCAUGAAAGUGGAAAUAUUUUCAUAACUUGUCAUUUUUCUGCUUUGUUGUUCAUGUUAUGUAUGUUUGUGAGUAACAUAUAUCUGGCUUUGGCUACUUUUGUUUGUUCGUCCUUAAAUAAAUAAGUCCUAUUGGUGUAUCAUGUGCAGUUGCAUAACCUUUUUUUUUUAUAAUUAUGGUGGUGUAUGUGCCAGCUUGCGCUCCUCUCGACUAUUCCACUGGAUACCAGCUACCUCCUACCAACACAUAUAUCGAGUAACUCUGCCAACUACGGCUUAGACACAUGUGAAGAAAUCACCUAGUACUUUUUUUCUGGCAUAUGAACUUGAGAUCUCAUGGUUCUCCUCCUCCCACUAAUUAACCACUAGGCCACACCCUUGGGUGCUGUGCAAUUGCAUAAUUUCUUUUUCUUGUUUUCAAUAACAGUGGUGGGCGGCCUAGCUGUUGCGCACCUUGACUAUUCCACCGGGUACCUGAUACCUCUCACCAACACAAGUAUUGGGUAAUGUGCAGUUGCAUAACUUGUAACUGCAUGAAUCAUGGAGGAUGUGUUGUAUGCGUUAUACUGAUUCCGAAUAAUGUUCAACCAAAAAAAGAAAAAAAGAAAGUCUUCAUAAACUUGUUCUGAGAUUUUUGCCAGUCAAGUUAACGGCUGUCCUGACAUUGUGAUAGAUUAAGGAGAUGGUCUGUAUAUCUAGCUGGUGUUUGAAUCUUGUUCCAGGUGUGAUCUGCUCCAAACUUGGUGGAGUCAGUCCGAGACUACCAUCUCAUGUCGUGAGUCGCAAGAGGAGCACAUUCAAAAUUCAUUGUUGCAAUCGGCUUGUGUCUAGAAAGGUGCCUGGUAGAAGCAUUACGCAUUUAUCUCUAGCUGGUCAUUCUGUCAAAUGUGCUUCAUUUGUCGAAAGAAACUAUCAAUCUAGUGUCAAUAACGAUGAGGAUUUGUUUCUGAUAAACACUAUGAAGCAAGCUAUCAGGGCUGCAAAAUCUAUGCUACUAUUUCUGGUUGAACAGCCAAGUCAGCUGAAAUACAUAGAAUGGCCUGGAUUUCAAAGCACGCUGAAGACGGCAACACUGGCACUUGUUCUAGUUGGGCUGUUUAUCAUCGCUUUAUCGUCGGUUGAUUCUGCCUUGUCUUACAUGUUGGCUCUAUUUUUGCGGAGAACAGCAUGAUUCAGGAAAUAAGCCUGAUUUCCUGGCUCAGUCAAAACCAACUUCGUCGAAUGGUGCUCCAUGUAUUUCUUACUUCCGGCAAUAAGGCUAUGCACGACAAUACAAGAUUGGCCAAACUUGAGCAGCAUGAGACCUUCAAACCUGUAGCUUUUUAGGCGUCCGCUGAAUAUGUCACCACGGAGAAGAUCAUUAUGAGAGAGUAGCAUUAUACUGCCUCUGGGACUACUGCUAUGGUAGUGUGACAAAAGUCUGUAAGUUUAUGUCUAUUGCAUAGAUAUAUAGUGGAUGUUGAUUACUUAUUUAUACAUUUUCUUAAUUUGUUGAUAGACAUUGAACUGGUUAAUGGUUCUCGACUUAUUCUUUGCA